AUGAGAAAUACUCACAAUAUCAAGAAGAACAUCCAUGAUUGGACGCCACUGCAUUACGAUACAGUCACAAAUAAGGAGAACGCCGUGUGGAAGUGGACAACGCCGCGGGGACUUAAGGCUCGAGAUCUCAGCGGAUCGAUUCCCCUUCAAUACGCCGCCAAGAAUGACAGCGCCCGGAUGGCACGGGAUAUGCUCCGCAGAGGCGCAGAUGUUGACUCACAGGCCAGAGACGGCAGGACUCCUUUACAUCUUGCGGCAGCUCACGGCCAGCUUGCCACGUUCGAGGUGCUGCUGCAGGCCGGGGCAGCUCUCGACAUCAGGGACAAUGUUGGAAGGACACCGCUUCACUUGGCUUCGUACGGGGGACAUGAUGCUAUUGUUGAAGAGCUUGGGAGGCAGUCAAACAAGGAUAUUCGUGACCGUAGCGGCACAACGGCAAUACAUCUGGAAGCCAUUGCGGGAAACGACCAGACCGUGAAGUUACUCAUCGACCUCGGCGCCAAAUACGAAGUCAGGGACCGCGAAGGACAGACACCACUUCACUGGGCAGCGUCUCUAGGGCGUAUAGCUACUGUCCAAGUUCUAGUGAAGCAAAAGGAGCUGGACUUGGACGCAACAGACGCGAGCGGCUUCACGCCUCUACACAAGGCCGCCGAAAAUGGAGAGUUGGAGAUCAUGAAGCUCUUGAUCGACGCUCACGCCGAUGCCAACAUCAAAAUGAAAAGCCAGGAUACAGCAUUGCAUCUUUCCAUUCGCAAUGGGCAUAUGGAAGCUGUACAGAUACUACUUGAAGCGCAGGCUGACGAGGAGGCGAUAGGCAAGGGAGGCAAAACGAUGCUGCACUUGGCGGCCCAGAAGGGGCAUCUAGACAUUGCACGGUUGUUCGUUGAGAGAGGCGCUGACCUGGAGGCCACUGAUGAGAAGAAGUCUACACCGUUGCAUCUGACUUCUUCGUCUGGGCAUCUUGAUCUUGUCGAGUUCCUCGUGGGGAUGAAUGCGACUAUGCAGGCCGAGGACGACCUAGAGCGCACGCCACUACGCAGGGCAGCGCGAGCCAAGAAGUCGGAUGUGAUUAGGCUUCUUGUUGGAGCGGGAGCAGCUGAUAGAUGGCCCGAGGCUUUUGGUGAUGAGAGUCCGGAGGACGUGGUUGAACAACUCGACGGUUCGAGUUUGCGGAGAUUCAUCUUCCGCCUGGGUCACCCGGACAGUGAUUUGAGCUCCUGCGAUUCGACAAUAUCAGACUAA
Molecule: messenger RNA, 1245 nt
Organism: Fusarium keratoplasticum
Lineage: Eukaryota; Fungi; Ascomycota; Sordariomycetes; Hypocreales; Nectriaceae
Exons: 1
Coding region: 1-1245 (414 amino acids)
Cellular component (GO): cytoplasm
Molecular function (GO): protein binding
Source: RefSeq, a predicted model, not a curated record